This is a messenger RNA of Salvia splendens (bonfire salvia), 1480 nucleotides long. Its product is annotated as adenylylsulfatase HINT3. Bases 475 to 1086 code for a protein of 203 amino acids. Gene Ontology annotation, molecular function: adenylylsulfatase activity. NCBI's taxonomy places the organism in Eukaryota, Viridiplantae, Streptophyta, Magnoliopsida, Lamiales, Lamiaceae. The record is from RefSeq and is a predicted model, not a curated record. The transcript is spliced from 7 exons. Gene Ontology annotation, biological process: purine ribonucleotide metabolic process; sulfur compound metabolic process.
CUAAUUUAUUAACACUGUUAACUUUUCUUUCUCAACUUCACCCACCUUAUCUCCACAGCCACUGCCACUGCCACUGCCACAGUCUGCCAAAGCCCUCCCCCCAUCUCAAACAAUUGAGAAGGAUAUUAAUUUGGGGAAAUCAAUAUUUCCCCUGAAAAAGGGCCACGAAUCAAGCAAGUAAUUUUGUGGAUAACAUAUAGCCAACCACCAACUAUUUCCCUCCGACAGCAACUCUAAUAAUCUAUUGUAACCAAAGAAAAACAUUUAAUAACAAAAUAAAAAUACAAAAAAAGGAUGAGAAAAAGCUGAGAAGCACCCAGUUAUCAACAAUAUUAUCUGAAUCAACAAACAAACGCAAAAAAAGAGAAAAAAUUCUCGAAAUUUCUUUCAUUGUUUUUUCCCGAAGCUUCUCAACGCAGAAAUUCAUGGCGCACACAGUCUCGUAGCCAAUCCUCUUCACUGUUUGCUCUCACGAUGGAGGCUCGUGCGCGACGUCGUUUGGCUCUGCUUUCCUCCCACGUGAAUCCACUUGUAGAGACCUCGGGCACGGCCUCGUUUAGCUCGCUGAUGGCCUCCGCUUGCAACGGAGGGAAUGAGAUGAAAAAAGGAGAAGAUGAUUGUGUAUUUUGUAGGGUUAUUCUCGGUGAAGCUCCUGCUUUAAAAUUAUACGAAGAUGAUGAGUGCGUUUGCAUUUUGGAUACAUAUCCUCUAUGUCAUGGGCACUCUCUUAUUAUUCCAAAGGGUCAUUAUCCCUCGUUGGAUACAACUCCUCCAUCGAUUAUAGGGGCCAUGUGUUCGAAAGUGCCUUUGAUUAGCAAGGCUGUCAUGAAAGUUACCGGUUGUGAUUCAUUCAACUUGCUGGUCAACAACGGUGCAGCUGCUGGCCAAGUUAUAUAUCAUACCCACAUCCACAUAAUACCUCGUAAAGCAAACGACUGCUUGUGGACUUCUGAGUCCCUACGGAGGCGCCCGAUGAAGGUGGACCAAGAAGUUUCACAGCUUGCAGACCGCAUUCGUGAAAGCUUGAUGUUCGUGAGCAGGUACAAAGAUAGCAAAGGUCAAGGAUCGAGCCUUGUUGUGAAUUAGGUGCUCGUCAUCUCUCUGUACAAUAUGUGCGUUGUUUUGCUUUGUGCUCUUUGCCAUCACGAGACGAGGUGUCUGAUCGAUCUCGUGAAACGAACUGCAUCAAUGGUUGUAUUCUUAUGUAGUGUCAUUUGUUGCUAUGGCUGAUCACAGAUCUCUUCUCCAUGUUUUGUACCAUACAAAAACACUGCUCAACUUCAGUCGGUUUGAUUUCUCAGUUACAUAUUGUAGGAAAGAAAUCAGGCGCAUUAUAUGAGAUUGAUAUGCAAGAAUAAUUACUAAAGAUAGAAUGCCAUUAGUGUGAAUUAGGUUUACCUUUUUGUAAGAUUGUAGCCUAUAUAAGUUGUAUAGCCUCUGUACAUUUUGGAUAUCAAUGAGAAUGAAUCUUUAUACCCAA